This is a messenger RNA of Oncorhynchus gorbuscha (pink salmon), 2693 nucleotides long. Its product is annotated as cell division control protein 42 homolog. Gene Ontology annotation, cellular component: dendritic spine. The record is from RefSeq and is a predicted model, not a curated record. Gene Ontology annotation, biological process: modification of synaptic structure; small GTPase-mediated signal transduction. Bases 162 to 737 code for a protein of 191 amino acids. Gene Ontology annotation, molecular function: GTPase activity; GTP binding. Lineage: Eukaryota; Metazoa; Chordata; Actinopteri; Salmoniformes; Salmonidae. The transcript has 6 exons.
AUUGGAGAUAAAAUGCUUCAUUUUGUCAAUCUCAUUCAACAACAGCAUCCGCUUGCCAGCCAGUCUACUGCAAACUAACGUUACUAGCUAGCAGCAGAGGAAGCUGAGAGCAAGCUAGGUCAACGAUCUUGAAUGAGUAGAGAGGUUUCUAAAGCACAGCUAUGCAAACGAUCAAGUGUGUUGUGGUGGGUGACGGAGCUGUGGGUAAAACCUGUCUGCUCAUCUCCUACACCACAAACAAGUUCCCCUCUGAAUAUGUACCCACGGUGUUUGACAACUAUGCUGUAACUGUAAUGAUAGGAGGGGAGCCCUACACCCUGGGCUUGUUUGACACUGCAGGUCAGGAGGACUACGACAGGUUACGACCUCUGAGUUAUCCCCAGACAGAUGUCUUCCUCGUCUGUUUCUCCGUCGUUUCCCCCUCCUCCUUCGAAAAUGUCAAAGAAAAGUGGGUUCCAGAGAUCACCCACCACUGUCCAAAGACCCCGUUCCUGUUGGUGGGGACUCAGAUAGAUCUGCGAGACGACCCGUCCACCAUAGAGAAGCUGGCCAAGAACAAACAGAAGCCCAUCACUCUUGAGACGGCAGAGAAACUGGCCAAAGACCUCAAGGCCGUCAAAUAUGUGGAGUGCUCAGCCCUCACGCAGAAAGGACUAAAGAAUGUGUUUGAUGAGGCGAUACUGGCUGCGCUGGAGCCUCCCGAGCCCAAGAAGAAACGCAAAUGUGUGCUGCUAUGAAUGACCCCAACUCUCACACACAUGUACACCCUCCCCUUCACCCCCCCCCCCAUCCCCUCCUCCCUUGCUCUGCUAAGGCUGAUUGACAGCCAUGCACUCUGAAGCGAAGUAUAGGAACAAACAAAAGUUUCAGAUUAGACUCUGCAAUAAGGAGCGAUGAGUUCCUCCAUCCCUGUGUUCAACCAGCGGACCAACGGGAAGAGAGGCACAGAAGAGAACCUAACCCAGCUUGUAACCGUGACUACCGUGGCCACACUCCCAUUCCAGUUACAACAGUCAGAGCUUUCAGAUGGACAGCGCGAGACUGGUGCAUCUCACUAGGCUCAAGUUGAUUUCUCUAUUUUUUUUUCCCUUUCUCUACACUGGUCUCCAAGUAAAUUGUUAGCAAAAGGAAUAUGAUGGAUGCCUACUGGGCAUUGUCUUUAAACAUCAGUGAAGAUGAAAGGGAAGGAGACGAGGAGAGGCAGUAACUAUAGUCUAUUGAGAUUCAGCCCUGUACUCAAGGAGAAGGCCAAAACAUGCCCCCUUUUACUCUCCAAAGGGUUUAAACCUUCCAGGUGGUUAGAUAACACAGGCUGUCAUACAGGUGACUUAAGCUGUUGUAGGGUUGACGUAAGCUGUCAAGGUGUCAUAACCGCUCAUUGGUGAUAGGACAGCAGGCUGAUUUAAAGUAUGACAUCUUACUGUCUUUGACAGCUUUCUCUGUCAGUGGUGUUGAUUUGGCUCUGAGCCACUUAGCUCCUGUGCACUUCUGAUAGACCUAUGCUCCGCCUUCAAAUGAAAUGGCUCAGAGUGACAGCUUGACACGCUGCUGUAGUAUUAAGCUCCACCCCUCACGACGAGUACAUCAAGCACCCAAUCCCGCUGCUCCACCUCCAACACCACCUGAUAAAGCAAAGUAGCCAUUUUUUAUUUGUUUUCUUUGCCAAAGUCUCCCCUCCUUUCCUAGUGACAGAACAGUCUGCCAUUUUAAUGAUCAAUCCCAAAUGAUGCCCCACCACCUGGGCUCUUUAGUAAAUCAAGUAGAUGGGGAAAUAUUUUAUGACCAUACUGCUUAUACCGAUCCAAAUCCUUUCAGAACUGUACUGUAGGGGAAGAGGUUAGAGUAGACUAGACUGGCAUUACUGAAGAACUAAAGGCAUCCUGUCGCGAUGGGUCUUGAUGCAGGAAUUGGCCUUUUGAAGCAGGGAACUUAAACAGUGUUAGCAGAAGAAGUUGUUGCCAGGGACCAAGGGAGAGUUAGCUGAACUCUGUCUCAACGUUAUGGUAACCAUAGAACUAUUAGUGAAGCUGACUUGUUCUAAGCAACGUUCUGUUGUGUGUAGACCGGUGGCCAUAUUUUGUCCCAUUUGGAUGAAUGAAUUGAUGCUUAUAGCAUCAGAAUUCUGUGCCUUUCUCAGUGUUCUAUAUUGUCAUGCUGCGAUGGCAAUGCUAUUGUGCCGCCAUGAUAGGUGUACCUCCUAAUAAAUCUGUGGUAUGAGGGACUGUGUCGGUUCUAUUACUUGUAAUUCUGUGGUGGUAACGUUGUGGUAAUGCCUGUAGGUGAGCCCCUGGUCUCCUCUGCGGUCAAAGGUAAACAGAUUUAAUAAUAAUAAGCUGGCACAUGCGUCAAUGUAGGCUCCAGAUGUUUUACCAUAAUCUGUUUUAUUUUUUAAUUUUAAAAAGGUUACUUCCUGUCCUUUUCCACUUAGGGUCCGGAACUCAGCUGAACUCUGACACACCAGCUACAAACACCAAUGACCUCCAAUGACAGGGAAUGUCUGUCAACCCUGGAUUGUGAUUGGUUGGUAGACACUGGUGGCUCCGAGGUUGGGUUGACGUCCAGACCAAGUUAACAUUAUUGUUAUUAUAACUGUUGUUGUUUUGGUGCGAAACCAAAUGCUUUGUCUUACGUCUCUGUUCUUUGUAUAUGCAUUCUUUGAAACAAAUAUUAAACUUAUACCUUAAUUGCCUUCA